This is a messenger RNA of Eucalyptus grandis, 1060 nucleotides long. RefSeq names its product proteasome assembly chaperone 4. Lineage: Eukaryota; Viridiplantae; Streptophyta; Magnoliopsida; Myrtales; Myrtaceae. The transcript has 6 exons. Bases 291 to 764 code for a protein of 157 amino acids. Gene Ontology annotation, biological process: proteasome assembly. The record is from RefSeq and is a predicted model, not a curated record.
CAAUUGGAAAAAAAAAAGAAAAUUGGUAAAAAAAGCGAAGCACGAAAAGAGAUUCUCUGAAAAGCCCAUCUUCCUCUUCCGAAAUCCGCGCCUCCGCCUCCUCCUCCUCCCUCCGCCUCCGCCGCCGUGGAAAGUCGCGCUCGCGCUUCGUCCGCCGCCGCGCUCGGCGGACUCCGUCGUGACAGGGAUUUUCUUGGUCAAGCAUAGAAGAACCUUACCAAGGGAGAGUUCUUGCUGGGGUCUCGUAGAUUAAAUCAUUACGAGCACUGAUCUCCAUAUUCUCUUUCAUAAUGGCUCAUGAUGGUUUGGGCAUUGAUGGAUUGAAUUUAAGAGACUCCUGCAACUCGGCCCCCAUCUCCGAGGAUGCUCAACAAGGUGUUUCUGAGAAUGAUGGUGGUAUUCAGAUCACGUGCUUCAGUGAAGUUGCCAAUGAUUCAACUCUUCAUUUUCAAAUAAUCCGUCUCGAAAAGCAGAUCUAUGCAUGGAUAGGUUGUAACUCUUCGAAGCUUGGCCGUCUCUAUGCAGCUGCACCUACACGACCUGCCAACCUUGUUAGUGUGACUUCUAUACUUGGCGGAGCUUCUGAUAAUACAGGAUCUGGCAUUGCUAGAAGAUUAGUCGUAAAGACAGGUGUAAACAUCAUCCUCGCUUGCAAUAUCCCUAAGAACAACCCCACGCUUGAGGCAGAUGCUGAGAGACUCUUAAUGCAGAAGCUAGUCAGCCUGGGAUACAGAAGGCCUAAGCCUGACGGGUCAUCUGUAUGAUGAUGGAAUUUCUUACUGUUGCUCAUUCAAUUUAAUUUGGGAUCGCUCCGUAAGUUAGUCUUUCUAUUUUUAUCUUUUGUCUGGGUCUCUGGGGAAGUGCACAUUCCAGCUUUCGUUGCUUGGUUAUGGAUGUGAUUUAAAUUACAAAUUCUUCCUCAUGAUUGGAGCGGUAGGACAAACUGUAUUUACACUUGUCUGUUUCCAAGGUUUUUUCCUGCAUUGUUGGGCCUCAAUAGUGAGAAUGCUCAUCAUAUGUAAUCUUCUUAUCUUGCGGUCUCUUCUAUUUUAGAUUUCCA